This is a messenger RNA of Tarenaya hassleriana, 1013 nucleotides long. Its product is annotated as translation machinery-associated protein 22-like. The record is from RefSeq and is a predicted model, not a curated record. Lineage: Eukaryota; Viridiplantae; Streptophyta; Magnoliopsida; Brassicales; Cleomaceae. Bases 175 to 762 code for a protein of 195 amino acids. Gene Ontology annotation, molecular function: translation initiation factor activity; mRNA binding. Gene Ontology annotation, biological process: formation of translation preinitiation complex; translation reinitiation. The transcript is spliced from 7 exons.
GCCCAUCCCUUCAGUUUCCUCAACUUCCUCGUUUCGUGGGCAAGGGAAUCAAAGAAUUGAAGUGGGAAAAGUUUCUGUCGGAGAAAUUCGAUUCUUCGCCCGUAGCAAGCUUCGAUCUUCGAUUAAGGAGAAUCGAAUUUAGGUAUCCAAUUGAAAAGAUCUCAGAGCAUACCUAUGGCGGAGAAACCUCAGCCGGUGAAAGUUUUGUACUGCGGCGUCUGUUCUCUUCCCGCCGAAUACUGCGAAUUCGGUCCCGAUUUCGAGAAAUGUAAGCCUUGGCUCAUAAAAAACGUUCCGGAUCUCUAUCCAGAUCUUCUUAAAGAAUCUGAUGACAAGGCAGCUGAUAAGGUUUCCGACCGACUCCAGUCUGUUGGAAUCUCUUCUGGUGGUUCUGAUGGAGCGCCUUCUUCAGGGCAAACAUCCAAGCCGGAAGAAGUGAAACGUCUUCCGGGUGGCAAAAUAAAGAAGAAAGACAAACAAGAAGUUAUUAUAGAAAAGGUUGUCCGUAACAAGCGCAAGUGUAUCACAAUUGUGAAAGGACUUGACCUAUUUGGCAUUAAACUAAGCGACGCCUCUAAAAAGCUCGGGAAGAAGUUUGCCACUGGAGCAUCAGUUGUUAAGGGACCUACUGAAAAGGAGCAAAUCGAUGUUCAAGGAGAUAUAAUCUACGAUAUCGUUGAAUUCAUCACAGACACCUGGCCAGAUGUACCCGAGUCCUCCAUUUUCUUCAUCGAAGAUGGGAAGAAGGUUCCGGCUGCUUGAUGAUGAUGAUCGCCUUCGUAUGGUUUUUCGGCUAUGCCAUGUGAAAGAUCGUCACUGUAAAACUUUAGAUUAUGUCAUAUUGUCGGGAUUCUCAUACUGUUUUCCUCAUCUGGGUUCGACAGUUUCUCGUGGAGUUCUUCCUCGGAAUCUUCUUGGUAUGGUCUUUGUUUCUGAGCCCUUAAUGUCCAAGCUUUCUAUCGGUUUUUCACUUACCAUCAAAGUUUUGGUUAUAGUGAAUCAGUUGGCAAUUA